GUCAUCAUGUCGUUUCACUCAGCUCCUUGAUGCCAGCCGGAGUUUGUUCUACCCCAGCCCAAGGCUCCGAAAUCUUAAGCAGACAGGUACUACAAGUAACUCACAAACAUGGGCCUUGCUCACCACUGAAGGAAGGGAAUGCAAAAAUUCCUAGUCUUGGCCAGAUUCUCAAGGACGACCGAACCCGAAUCAAGUCCAUCCAUUCAAAAAUCUCCAACCAACAACACUACCCAGUAGCAGAGUCUGGAGCAAAAAUUCCAGUCGACUCUGGCCAAUCCCUAGGGAGUGGAAAUUUUGUUGUCCGAAUUGGACUUAGAACACCGAUGCAAAACUUCACAGUAAUCUUCGAUACUGGUAGUGAUUUCACUUGGAUCCAAUGCCAACCAUGCGCCGGCCAAUGUUAUUUGCAACAAGAUCCCAUCUUCAACCUUUCUGCAUCCUCCACCUAUUCCAACGUCUCAUGUAACUCCAUUGCAUGUGCCCAACUGCAAUCAGCCACUGGCUUCGCAGUGUCCUGCACCACCAAUCCCAAUUGCAUCUACCAGGUCACAUAUGGUGACGGAUCGUACUCUCAAGGGUACUUUGCAACAGAUACUCUAACAAUACUACCUUCCUCUGAUGUCUUCCCCAAAUUUAAAUUUGGUUGUGGUCAGAACAACGACGGCCCCCUAUUUGGUUUUGUAGAUGGAUUACUAGCUCUUGGCCACGAUCAGACGUCUAUGGUAUCACAGACUGUUCAAAUUUUUGGAAAGCUUUUCUCCUAUUGUCUUCCACCCACAAGCAGCUCCACUGGUUUUCUUGCAUUCGGUAGCCAAGUGGGUAACUCUUCCACUGCUCAAUACACUCCACUACUAACAGAUCCCAAGUACCCAUCGCUCUAUUUCUUAAAUAUGACGGGUAUAAGUGUUGGAGGAAAGAGUUUACCUAUCCUACAAUCAGUUUUUACAACUUCAGGAACCAUUAUAGACUCUGGAACUGUCAUCACUCGGUUGCCACCAACGGCCUAUUCAGCGCUUCGGUCAUCAUUUCGUCAAGCAAUGUUCAAAUAUCCCAUUACGUCACCGUAUUUAUUACUCGACACAUGCUAUACCUUAGCUGGAAACGAUACGGCAAAAUUACCAACCAUAGUGUUGCAUUUCACCGGAGGUACUGACUUUUCUAUUGAUAAGUCUGGGAUUCUAGUUCAAGCAAGCUUAACUCAAUAUUGCUUGGCUUUUGCUGGAAACAACAAUGCUACCGAUUUGGCGAUCCUUGGAAGUAUGCAACAGCAUGGAAUUGAGAUGAUUUACAAUGUGGCAGGAGGAAAGUUGGGAUUUGGGACAAGCGCUUGCAGCGUAAAAGCCAUAUCUACCAUUGGAGAGCUGCGGCAUUGCGGCGACCAUCACUCCAUCUCCGGCGACCAUCAUCAUCCACCUGCAGAAAAUGAAACAAAGAAAAUAGAGUUGGUUCGGUUCACUCGGCUUCACAGGAGGGCGUAUGGGAGUUGCAGCAGCCAUCGGUUCUUAGCAGGUGAAAGUCAUAGAUUUGGGUAUGGGAGUUGCAGCCGCCAGGAGGGCGUAUGGGAGUUGCACCAGCCAUCGGUUCACUCGGCUUCACAGGAGGGCGUAUGGGAGUUGCAGCAGCCAUCGGUUCUUAGCUUCAGCGUCUCAGCUUCAACCACGAGCUCUCCAGAUUCCUAG
Messenger RNA from Telopea speciosissima, 1679 nucleotides. RefSeq names its product aspartyl protease family protein At5g10770-like. The transcript is spliced from 4 exons. Lineage: Eukaryota; Viridiplantae; Streptophyta; Magnoliopsida; Proteales; Proteaceae. Bases 30 to 1679 code for a protein of 549 amino acids. Gene Ontology annotation, molecular function: aspartic-type endopeptidase activity. The record is from RefSeq and is a predicted model, not a curated record. Gene Ontology annotation, biological process: proteolysis.